AACUGUAGUCUUCGGGACGAGCAGGAGUCGCGCCGCCCGUCCGCCUUUAGCAAGUGUAUAUAUUUUUUAUUUAUUCACCCGGACCGCUUCCACCCUCCCUCCCACUAUGACCCGCUGGAUUCCCACUAAGAAAGAGAAGUACGGAGUUGCCAUCUACAACUAUGAUCCCAGCGGCGAACAGGAGCUGUGUCUUCAGGUGGGCGACACGGUGCACAUACUUGAGAAAUUGGAAGGCUGGUAUCGGGGCUACACUCUGCGCAAGAAAUCACAGAAGGGCAUUUUCCCAGCUUCCUACAUCCACUUGAAGGAGGCUACCGUAGAGGGAAUAGGCCAGCAGGAAAUAAUUAUUCCUGCAGAUUUACCCCUGGUACAGGAGCUCGGGGCAACUCUGAGGGAAUGGGCACAGAUAUGGCAGAAGCUGUACGUGGUGAACAAGACAGCGCUGUUCAGGGGCGUGCAGCAAAUGGCCUACAGCCUCAUCGAAUAUCGAUCUCAGAUAGUGUCGGGAACGCUGCCCAAGGAUGACCUUGUGGAGCUCAAAAAGAAAGUCACAGCAAAGAUUGACUAUGGAAACCGGAUUCUGGGAUUGGACCUGGUGGUGCGAGAUGAAGCCGGAAACACCCUGAACCCAGACCAGACCAGUACGGUCAGCCUAUUCCGCGCUCACGAAACCGCCUCCCGCAGCGUGGAUGACAGGAUACAGGAAGAGAAGACGCGGCUACAAAACCUGGAAAUGAGACGUCAGACCCUCUUUAACACGGUGCACACCUACAGUCUCCUCAUGAACCUGAAGAACUUCGUGUGUAACGUCGGAGAAGAUUCAGAGCUGCUCAUGUCCCUCUAUGACCCCGACCAGUCCGAAUUCAUCAGUGAGAACUUCCUGGUGCGCUGGGACAGUAAAGGAAUGCCUAAAGAAAUUGAAAAACUCAACAACCUGCCAGCACUGUUCACGGACCUGAGCAGCAGCGACUUGAUGAGGCAGCGGCUCUUCCUGGUGUGCCAAAUCAUCAGAGUGGGCAGCAUGGAGCUCAAAGAGGGCAAGAAACAAACCGGCGGACUGAGGAGACCUUUCGGUGUGGCUGUGAUGGACAUAACAGAUAUCGCCCAUGGCAAAACCGACGAUGAGGACAAGCAGCAUUUCAUCCCCUUUCAGCAGAUAGCUAUGGAAACCUACAUCCGUCAGCGGCAGCUCAUCAUGUCACCUCUCAUUCCUUCCCGAGUCAUAGGAGAGAACGAGCCGCUCACAGCUGUCUUCAACAAAGUCAUUGCCACGCGGGAGGUCAAUCACAAAGGCCAGGGGCUGUUCGUAACCCUGAAGCUCCUCCCGGGGGACCUCGCCCAAGUCAGGAAGGACUACCCCCACUUUGUGGAUCGCAGCACGGCGAUCGUGAGGAAAAUGGGCUUUCCAGAAAUCAUCCUCCCAGGAAACGUGAGGAAUGAUAUUUAUGUAACCUUGGUACAGGGAGAGUUUGAUCGCGGUAAAAAGAAGACCCCCAAAAACGUGGAGGUCAUUCUGAGCGUGCACGAUGAUGAGGGAAAUCCCAUGGAGAAAGCCAUAUUUCCCGGGGCCGGCUACGAUGGCAUAACAGAGUACAAGUCUGUUAUUUACUACCAGGUGAAGCAGCCUUGUUGGAAUGAAACAGUGAAGGUGACGAUUCCCAUUGAGGACGUGUGCCGCUGCCACCUGAGGGUGAUGUUCCGACACAGAUCCUCGCAGGACUCUCGGGACAAAUCAGAGAAACCCUUCGGUAUGGCCUUCGUCCGGCUCAUGAGAGGAGACGGCACCACUCUGAGGGAUGGCAGACAUGAGCUUAUCGUCUACAAGGUUGAUGUGAAAAAAGCUGAGGAUGCAAAGGUUUAUCUCACCUUGCCGGCGACCUGGUCCGAGGUGGAGGAGAAGGAGAAGCAAACGGGGAAACAGUUCCAUCAUUCCGGAGUGAUUCCUGUGACUAAAGACAGCUUCCAGAUCGCCACGCUCACCUGCUCCACCAAACUCACCCAGAAUGUGGAUCUGCUCGGCCUGUUAAACUGGAGGUCGAACCCUGAAGACCUGGACCAGAUUUUGCAGAGGCUCAUGGAGGUGGAAGGGGGCGAGAUUGUCAAAUUUCUCCAGGACACUCUUGACGCUCUGUUCAGCAUCAUGAUGGAGACUUCAGAGAAGGACACCUACGACACGCUGGUCUUCAACGCCUUGGUAUUUAUAAUCACACUAAUCGGCGACAUCAAAUUCCAGCACUUCAACCCGGUCCUGGAAACGUACAUCACCAAGCACUUCAGCGCCACUUUGGCUUACAUGAAGCUAACCGGGGUGCUGAACUACUAUGUGGGCCACGCCGAGGAGCCUGUCCUGACGGAGAGGCUCUACGCAGCACUCAAGGCGCUCAAGUACCUGUUCAGGUUUAUCGUGCAGUCCCGAGUUCUCUAUCUCAGAUUCUACGGAAACAGUGAAGACGGAGACGCUUUCCUCAACUCCAUUCGCACGCUCUUCCUCUCUUUCAACACUCUCAUGGACAGACCGCUGGACGAGGGGGUGAAGAUAAAGGGGGCAAUAUUGAAGUAUCUCCCCAGCAUCAUUAAUGACAUCCAGACUGUGUUUGAUCCUGUGGAGCUCAGCGUUCUGUUAGCCAAGUUCAUCGAGAGCAUUCCCGACUCGCAGCUCGUGCGCCAGAAGCUGAGCUGCAUGUGUAAAAUGGUGGAGAGUGACCUUUUCAGGCAGCCAGAUUGUAGAGAUGUGCUCCUGCCGCUCGUCACCGACCAGCUGAGCGGGCAGCUGGACGACCACUCCAGUAAGCCAGACUACGAGGCCUGCGUUCAACUUCUCAGCACAGUGCUGGACAAUCUGGACCGCAAAGACGUGGGACCAACCAGGGCGCACGUUCAGCUGAUAAUGGAGCGGCUUCUUCGCAGGGUUAAUCGCACCGUCAUCAGCAUGGAGAGAUCCUCUCCUCUCAUUGGCCACUAUCUCGCCUGCAUGACGGCCGUCCUGAAGCAAAUGGACGACAUGCAUUACGCCCACUACAUCGGCACCUUCAAGACGAGGCAGGAUAUCAUGGAUUUCCUCAUGGAGACGUUCAUCAUGUUUAAAGACCUCAUGGGAAACGUCUUCCCGGCUGACUGGAUGAUCAUGAACCUGGUGCAGAUGCAGGUUUUCCUGAGGGCCAUCAACCAAUAUUCGGACGUCCUGAACAUGUAUUUUCUGGACCAAGCGCAUUUCGAACAACAGCUGUGGAAUAACUACUUUCAUUUGACCGUGGCGUUCCUCACUCACAAGACACUGCAGCUGGAGUCCUUCUCUCAGGAGAAACGGAAUAAGAUCCUCAACAAAUAUGGAGACAUGAGGAAGACUAUCGGCUUCAAGAUGAGAGACAUGUGGUACAAUCUGGGCCCCCACAAAAUGAAGUUCAUCCCGGCCAUGGUCGGACCCAUUCUGGAGGUCACACUGGUGCCCGAGCCUGAACUCAGAAAAGCUACAAUCCCCAUCUUCUUCGAUAUGAUGCAGUGUGAGCACAACUUCAGCCCCGGACGCACUUUUGAAACGUUUGAAAAUGAAUUGAUAACAAAAUUGGAUCAAGAGGUAGAAGGAGGCCAAGGGGAUGAGCAGUACAAAGUCCUGCUGGAGAAAACAUUGCUGGAGCACUGCAGACGCCACAGAUACCUGUCGCAGUCGGGAGAGGAGCUGGCCCUGCUGCUGAGCAGCCUGCUGGAGAACCUCCUGGCCUACCGGACCAUCACACACGACGAAAGCCCCGAGCACCGAAUGAGCUGCACCGUCAACGUGCUGAAUUUCUACAAAGAAAAGAAGCGGGAGGACAUUUACAUCCGGUACCUCUACAAGCUGCGUGAUUUGCACCUGGACUGUGAGAACUACACAGAGGCGGCGUUCACGCUGCUGCUGCACGCAGAAUUACUGGAGUGGUCUGAUAAGCAGUGCGCGUCUCAUCUGAUCCCUCGAGAUGGAGAACAUGUGUGGACCCAGCAGGAGCUGAAGGAGCGGCUCUUCCAGGAGAUCAUUUGCUACCUGGACAAGGGAAAGAUGUGGGAGAAGGCCAUAGAGUUGGGCAAGCAGCUGGCCAAGAUGCAUGAGAGCCACAUGUUCGACUUUAUGGAGCUGAGCCAGCUGCUGAAAAAACAAGCCAAGUUCUAUGAAAAUAUUAUGCAUGCGAUGAGACCACAGCCAGAGUACUUUGCUGUCGGAUAUUAUGGCCUUGGAUUUCCUUCUUUCCUCAGGAACAAGAUGUUCAUCUACCGGGGUAAAGAGUACGAGUGGCUGGAGGACUUCAGCUUGAAGCUCCUCUCGCAGUUCCCGAACGCCGUCCGCAUGACCAGCACGGCGCCGCCUGGAGACAACAUCAGCAACUCCUCCGGACAGUACAUCCAGUGCUUCACUGUCAAGCCCGUUCUGACUGUGCCACACCAGUUUAAAGACAAAGGGGUUCCAGAGCAGAUAUUAAACUAUUACAGAACCAACGAAGUGGACCAGUUCCAGUAUUCCAGGCCUUUUAGGAAAGGAGAAAAGGAUCCAGACAAUGAAUUUGCAACCAUGUGGAUCGAGAGAACAACCUACAUUACUGCUUAUCGCUUCCCGGGGAUUCUCAAAUGGUUUGAAGUCAAAUCAGUUUCAGUGGAGGAGAUCAGCCCCUUAGAAAACGCCAUAGAAACCAUGGAGAUGGCCAACGAGAAGCUGAGCAACCUCGUGCAGCAGCAGGCCUGCGAUCGCUCGCUGUCCAUCAACCCCCUGUCCAUGAUGCUCAGCGGCAUCGUUGACCCCGCCGUCAUGGGUGGCUUCUCCAACUAUGAGAAGGCCUUCUUCACAGACACGUACAUUCAGGAGCACCCGGCUGAUCACGAUCGCAUCGAGGUCCUCAAACACCUCAUCGCCCUGCAGAUCCCUCUCUUGGCAGAUGGAAUUCGCAUCCACGGGGAGAAGACGACGGAGCAGCUGAAGCCCUUACACAAUCGCCUGGUGACUUGUUUCCAGGACCUUCGGGAGAAAGUGGAAAAGCAUUAUGGCGUCAUAACCUUGCCCUGCUCUCUCACCGAGAGGAAGAAGAGUCGCGUGGGCUCGGUGGUGAUGCCCUACAUCCUGUCCUCCACCCUGCGCCGCAUGUCCACCGUCUCGACCCUGUCCAACGCCUCCUCGGGCCUCUCCAGCGGCUCUGCAUCCUCAGACGGACCCUCCUGCGUUUCCUCCCACGAUUCCUUGUUGUCCCGUCCCAGCGAUCGCAGGGCCUCGGUCCUGUCCCGCUCGGAGGAAGACAACAGGAUUGCUCGAAAGAACAGGAAGGAGUGGAGUGUGAGCAAAUCCCAGGUUCUGCUGGAAAGGCCAUCCGACGUGGAUGAGACUCUUCCAGAGAAGCAGCAGAGGCCCAAGAGUUUACAGUUAGGAGACAGGCGGCUCACCCUCUCGCUGUUCCAGGGCGUUUCAUCCCAGCUGAGCCUGUCGAACCCUCUCAGCCCGCUGCCCGCGUCGCCGCACACGCCGCGCACGCCGCGCACGCCGCGCAGCUCCAGUUAUUCAUCACUCCUCAGCGACAACGAUGCCAACGCCACUGACACCCCAGGGACUCCCCCACCCAUGCCUCCGAAGAAACACCCGCACGAGAUUGACAACCCGGGGUUCUCUUCAGAGUUCACUCCUCCACUACCAAUGAAAAUCGAGAGCAAGCCUCCCCCGCCCCCUCCCAAGGCUCGGAAGUCCAUGUUCCCCUCGUACGAGCAUCCCCCCCAGUAAGGCUGCACCUGCGCACGCACAGGCCGCAGAGUUUCGCCCGUCCUCAGAUUUGGCUGCGAUGAAAGCCGGGUUUCGUCUGUGGCGCCGCUGAAACGCCACAGGUAGGAUUCAGGCUGCAGGACUCGAUACGUGGGAAGUCUGCAAGAUUUUCAGGAGGGGGGGAGGAAAAAAAUUCUGAUGCAAGUCUCUUAUAAUUCCAAGCAGCCCUUUGUUCUCUCGAGUUUCAACUGUUGUUUUGUUAUUAAGCCGUGAGGAAGGAUGCGUGUGUGCGUGCGUGUGUGUGUGGUGACGAUAAGAAAAUAAGAAAAUGGUACUACUGUGUAAUACUGGACGCCAGAUUUUAGGUACAGUUUUAAAGAGGUAACGAACCAGUUUUUCUUGAAAAGAAGUCACUGCAGUGUAUUUUUUAAAAAAUCAUUCACAGGAAAAAGGAAAUGACCAAUGUUGUAAUGUUUUAUUUCUGUUUGGGGCGACACUGGAUGAAUCAUUCUCCCUCUGGAGCUGUUUACCUGCAUUUAAACAGGACAGAGCUGCAUUAUCUUGAGGAAUCGCAGGGAAAGGACUGUACAGAAUAUAACUGUUUGAUAUGUGCUUUUCUGUCCAUUGAUGGAAUUUUGGUCGUAAAAUGAUUAAUUUGUGCAAAAACUACAAGGGUUUUUUUCAGACACUGGAUGGCAUUAUUGAAUGUGGUGCAGAUUGUUGUGAUGUUGUUUUGAUCUAUAUCAUGAGCUGGAUACUGUAACUGCUGCUUCCAGGCCGCCAUUCAUCAUGUUGAUGGUGGCGUGUAGAGGAAGCACAUUUUUAUUUUCCUUUAAGGAAUUAGUUCAACAUUUUGGAAAAUGAGCUUAUUUGCAUCCUGGCUGAGAAGCGAGAUCGUCGCUGUCAAACUGCUCUGUUCAGCCGGAGCCAACAGCUGAAGGUGAAGAUGGUUCAAAUCCACCUACAAGCACAGUUAAAGCUACGAGUUAAUCUUUGCAAAACGCUUCAUUCUACAAACAAUUUGUGGUUUUGCAAAAGGUUAUGUGUGUUUGCCAAGGCAGCCUCUCAAGGCUUCUAUGGAAAGAAAUACUUCUUCUCAUCACCUCCUGCAAAACAACAAACUAUUGUUUUUAGAUUCUAAUAAGUAAGAUGUGACUUUUAAUUGGUGGGCUUUGAAUCGUAUUGAGAUUCUUUCACAGUCUGUUUUAAAAAAGAUUUGAGGUGACAAACAUCACACAAAACUCUCAUUGAGAAAGUGACUAUUAUCCAAAAUGUCAAACUGCUCCUUAAAAGAAGCCCAAACGCUGUAUGGUACAAGCAAUAAAGUCCUCUCAAGUUUCAGGUGUUGCUAGAUUUACUUUUAUUUUUAUCCAUUUCCUACUGAAAUUUAAAUUAUUGCUUUUACUGCAUGGAUUUUAAGAACUCAUGUCCGUUGUUGUUCAGACGUCUGACAUUUUUUUUAAUGCGGUGUCAUUUCUUUGUUCUUGAAUAUAUGCAAUGCAAAUGUUAAAUCUCUGCAUGUAAGCUGCUCUAAAAAUGAUCAAAUCCAUAAUUAAGUUGUCAGUAUUGUGUUUUUUUGAAUUUGUUUUGCAAGGGAUCAACGUCUUUGUACAGUACACAGUUUCGAAUAAGCAUCAGAGAAAUUUUAUACAAACAAGUGCUUCAAGAGAUAUAUUGUGGUGUUUUUUAUGAACUAGUUGCUGUCGACUGAAGAAAAAUAAAGACUUUGAAAAGCCAA
Messenger RNA from Salarias fasciatus (jewelled blenny), 7448 nucleotides. It is a transcript of the gene dock5, whose product is annotated as dedicator of cytokinesis 5. Gene Ontology annotation, biological process: myoblast fusion; cell migration; small GTPase-mediated signal transduction. Gene Ontology annotation, molecular function: small GTPase binding; guanyl-nucleotide exchange factor activity. The record is from RefSeq and is a predicted model, not a curated record. The transcript has 51 exons. NCBI's taxonomy places the organism in Eukaryota, Metazoa, Chordata, Actinopteri, Blenniiformes, Blenniidae. Gene Ontology annotation, cellular component: cytoplasm; plasma membrane. The coding region runs from base 107 to 5731 and encodes 1874 amino acids.